CUGCGCGGCGUGAGCGGCGCCGGGCCCCCCCGCAGGAGCACCGAGCUCGUCAAAGUCAUGGGCCUCUCCAACUACCACUGCAAGCUGCUGGCGCCCAUCCUGGCCCGCUACGGCAUGGAUAAGCAGACAGGCAAAGCCAAGCUCCUCACUGAGAUGAACCAGGGUGACAUCUUUGACUGCUCCCUCCUGGGCGACCGCGCCUUCCUCAUUGAGCCUGAGCAUGUGGAAACCAUCGGGUACGGCAAGGACCGCUCUGGCAGCCUCAUCUACCUGCACGACACCCUGGAGGACAUCAAGAAGGCCAACAACAGCCAGGAGUGCCUCAUUCCUGUGCAUGUGGAUGGCGACGGCCACUGCUUGGUGCACGCGGUCUCACGGGCACUCGUCGGCCGUGAGCUCUUCUGGCACGCUCUGCGAGAGAACCUGAAGAAGCAUUUUGAGGAGAAUCUGAGUCACUACAAGGCCCUCUUCCAUGAUUUUAUUGAUGCAGCGGAGUGGGAGGACAUCAUCAAUGAAUGCGACCCCUUGUUUGUUCCCCCAGAAGGGGUGCCAAUGGGCCUGAGAAACAUUCACAUCUUUGGGCUGGCCAACGUGCUCCACCGCCCCAUCAUCCUGCUAGAUUCGCUGAGCGGCAUGCGGAGCUCCGGAGAUUAUUCCGCGACAUUCCUUCCUGGGCUGAUACCCCUCGAAAAAUGCAUGGGGAAGGACGGCAUGCUGAACAAACCCAUCUGCAUUGCGUGGAGUAGCUCAGGACGAAACCAUUAUAUUCCCCUAGUUGGAAUAAAAGGUGCUGCUUUACCAAAACUGCCUAGGAAGCUGCUCCCUAAAGCCUGGGGAGUCCCUCAGGACCUCAUCAAAAAGUACAUCAAGUUAGAAGACGACGGUGGAUGUGUUAUUGGAGGAGACAGAAGCCUGCAAGACAAGUACCUGAUGAGGCUUGUUGCUGCAAUGGAGGAGGUUUUCAUGAGCAAACAUGGCAUUCACCCCAGUCUCGUGGCCGAUGUGCAUCAGUAUUUCUACAGAAGGACUGGUGUGAUAGGAGUUCAACCCGAAGAAGUAACUGCGGCCGCCAAGAAGGCGGUGGUGGACAACCGCCUGCAUAGGUGUCUCAUCUGCGGCGCUUUGUCAGAGCACCAUGUCCCUCCAGAGUGGCUGGCCCCUGGCGGAAAACUCUACAAUCUGGCAAAAAGUACCCACGGUCAGCUAAGGCCUGACAAAAACUACAGUUUUCCUUUGAACAGCCUGGUGUGCUCCUACAACCCCGCAAAGGAUGUGCUGGUGCCAGACUACAGCCUGAGCAGCUUGACUGCUUGUAACUGGUGUCACGGUAACUUGGUGCGUCGUGUCAGAGAAGACGGAUCUGUCUUAUAUUUGGAUGGAGACAGAACUAACACGAGAUCUACAGGUGGCAAAUGUGGCUGUGGGUUCAAACACUACUGGGAAGGUAAAGAGUACGAUAAUCUCCCUGAAGCUUUUCCCAUAACUCUGGAGUGGAGUGGAAGAGUGGUGAGAGAGACGGUCUAUUGGUUUCAGUACGAGAGCGAUGCGUCGCUGAACAGCAACGUGUACGACGUUGCAAUGAAACUUGUGACCAAGCACUUCCCAGGGGAGUUUGGUAGCGAGAUUCUCGUUCAGAAAGUUGUCAAUACAAUAUUGCACCAAACUGCCAAAAAGAACCCCGAUGAUUACACCCCUGUAAACAUCGAUGGUGCCCAUGCGCAGCGAGCCGGUGAUGUGCAGCAAGGGCAAGAGCUGGAGGCGCAGCUGCCAACCAAAAUUAUUCUCACUGGGCAGAAGACAAAAACUUUGCACAAGGAGGAGUUAAAUAUGAGUAAAACUGAAAGAACUAUUCAGCAGAACAUAGCAGACCAGGCUUCUGUAAUGCAGAAACGGAAAAGUGAAAAAUUAAAACAAGAUCACAAGGGGCAACCUAGGACUGUUUCUCCGGGGGCCGGGCGAGAUGGGCCAUCGUCUGCCCCUGCUACCCCGACAAAGACCCCUUAUUCUCCAACUUCGACAAAGGAAAAGAAAAUUCGGAUAACGACAAAUGAUGGGAGGCAGUCAAUGCUUACCCUAAAGUGCACGACCACAUACUUGGAACUACAGGAAAGCAUAGCUAGAGAAUUUAACAUUCCUCCAUAUUUGCAGUGCAUUCGCUAUGGCUUUCCUCCGAAAGAGCUUCUGCCCCCCAAAGAAGGCAUGGAAAAUGAACCUGUGCCUUUGCAGCACGGUGACAGAAUUGCUAUAGAAAUCCUGAAAGGUAAAGAAGAGGGCAGCCAGGCCACGUCCACGCACUCAGCCCAUGCUGCGAAACACGACGAUGCUGCUGUGACCAGUAAAAUCUCAUCGAAGGAACUGCAAGAGCAAGUUGAUAAGGAGAUGUAUUCUCUGUGUCUUCUGGCAACACUGAUGGGAGAAGAUGUUUGGUCUUAUGCAAAGGGGCUUCCUCAGUUGUUUCAGCAAGGUGGAGUGUUCUACAGCAUAAUGAAGAAAACCACAGGUCUGGCUGAUGGCAAGCACUGUACUUUUCCCCAUCUGCCUGGUAAAAACUUUGUGUACAAUGCAGCCGAAGAUAGAUUGGAGCUGUGUGUGGAUGCUGCUGGGCACUUCCCUAUUGGUCCUGACGUUGAAGACUUGGUUAAAGAGGCCUUAAGUCAAGUACGAGCAGAAGCUGCUUCAAGGAGCAGGGAAGCCAGCCCUUCUCAUGGAAUGCUUAAACUGGGGAGCGGAGGAGUAGUAAAAAAGAAAUCUGAACAACUGCAUAACGUAACAGCAUUUCAAGGGAAGGGCCAUUCCCUGGGAACUGCAUCUGGUAGUCAACAACACGAUCAAAGAGUCAGGGAAACACCACUUUUAAGGAAGCAUAGCACAGAAACGGACUUCAGUCCUUCUGCUAAAGCUGAGCCUUCUCUGUUCACAGCGGCUUCUGGUAACAGUGAGCUUAUCCGAAUAGCUCCUGGAGUCGUGACGAUGAGAGACAGCAGGCAGCUUGACCCCACUUUGAUUGAGGCACAGAGAAAAAAGUUGCAGGAAAUGGUCUCUUCUAUUCAGGCUUCAAUGGAUAGACAUUUGCGGGAUCAGAGUACAGAGCAGUCAGCUUCAGUCGGGCUAUCUCAAAGGAAAGCAGAGGCAGCGAGUUCCACUGCUAAAACUGGGAGCUUUCAGGCUGGGUUGUCCGAAUCGUUUCCUGCACCGAGUGGCACUGAACACUUGAACACCGAAUCAACUGCUGGUAACAUGGUGAAUUCUGUGGGAACAGCAUUCCCUGCGAGGUCUAAAGCACAAAAGGGAAAUUCUGUUGAGGAGCUUGAGGAGAUGGAUAGUCAAGAUGCAGAAAUCACUAAUGCAACUGAGCCAAUGGAUCACUCUUGAUAGGUUAAAAUCUAAUAAGGGUAGAAGAAAUUACUGUUCAAAUGUAAUGUUUAUUGGCUGGGCCACACAAAGUGAUUAGUUAUUAAAUCUUGUAUGUAUGUCAAAGAUUAUAUCAUCUUAUUCAGUGCAUGAUAAGCAAGUGUGUGAUUGGCAAUAGCUUUCAAUAUUACCAUACUGCUGCCCAGGCUGGCUCUGUUACCUGUAAAUUAGUUAUUAGGAAAUGCACUGAGAUGAAUAUCUGCUGUAACUGUGGGUUAUUGAAAGUUCUCUGUAAUUUGUGAUUCCAUAAAAGUCUUAAGAUUUAAGCUCAUGUGAGGUUCUUACCAUGCUAGUUCAAGGUUACUGGAAAGGUUAGAACAGGCAAAACUAGCAACAUGACAAAGUUGAUCCUGUCCCAGGUAUUUAAUUCCACUCAAAAGUAUACUAUACAUAUGAAUGAUACAUAAAUUUCCAAAAGCAACUCAAACUGUGUGCUAAAUUUUAUAAUGCAGUGUAUACAAAAAGCAUUAAUUACAUUGUGCUGGCACUUCCUCCCAUUUAAAAAUCCUUUUCAUCGAUAGAACUGUGUGCGCUUGUCAGAAAUCUUGGAAUAGGUGUAACUAUAGUGAACUCUCUAAUUUCUGCAUAGUGUCAGUUUAAGCAAGUUA
Messenger RNA from Tinamus guttatus (white-throated tinamou), 4019 nucleotides. RefSeq names its product valosin containing protein interacting protein 1 (gene VCPIP1). The record is from RefSeq and is a predicted model, not a curated record. Lineage: Eukaryota; Metazoa; Chordata; Aves; Tinamiformes; Tinamidae. Gene Ontology annotation, molecular function: cysteine-type deubiquitinase activity. Gene Ontology annotation, biological process: endoplasmic reticulum membrane fusion; protein ubiquitination; Golgi reassembly.